Cryptosporidium muris RN66 is the source of this 1779-nucleotide messenger RNA. Its product is annotated as protein kinase domain-containing protein. Gene Ontology annotation, biological process: protein phosphorylation. Gene Ontology annotation, molecular function: ATP binding; protein serine/threonine kinase activity. The record is from RefSeq and is a predicted model, not a curated record. The transcript has a single exon. Gene Ontology annotation, cellular component: cytoplasm. The coding region runs from base 1 to 1779 and encodes 592 amino acids. NCBI's taxonomy places the organism in Eukaryota, Apicomplexa, Conoidasida, Eucoccidiorida, Cryptosporidiidae.
AUGUCCUGUAGAUCAAAUAAUUCAUUAAGACUAGCAGAUAAUAUAAAAAGUAGAACUUGCUGUUUCGGUGAUAUCACUAAUAGUGUUAACCAUGAAUUUAAAAUUAAACAUCUCAUUUCCAAGUUUCAAGUUGGUUACUCUAUUGAGAUUCUACACCCUGGAACUGAUUUUAUCCAAGAGUAUAUAAUUCUGAAUCAUCUAGGAGCAGGAUCAUAUGGUAUCGUUGUGUUGGCACAGCUGAAAACACUUUCUGAAGACUCUCCAGUGCACCGGAAAAGCUCAUAUAAAGUUGAAGUAGCAGAUAAAGGUAACUUUUUAGCAAAUAUUGGUGAAGAAUUUGUAGCCAUUAAGAUUAUUGAUUUGGAAAUAGCUAAUUCAUAUAUGGAACGUGGGGAUUCUGUUAUUAUGGCUCAAAAAGAAAUCAAUUUGAUGACUGAUUUACAAGAUUGUCCGGAAAUUUUGCGAUAUUACGCAACUUUUUCAACAGAUUCAUACCUAUUUCUUAUAAUGGAAUAUGCUCAGGGUGGAUCACUUUAUAAUCUAUAUACCAAGUAUGGAUCUUUUCCUGAAGAUAUUGUAGCUUGUGUUGCAUAUGAUAUUUUGAGAUCCCUAAUCAGACUUCAUGAUAACUCUUCAGAAGGUUAUAUUGUUCAUAAUGAUAUAAAAAGUGCUAAUAUACUUCUUUCAGAUAAAUGUAUAUGCAAACUAGCUGAUUUUGGUGUUGCUAGAGAAGUUAAUAGACAUCACAUUAUAAGUGACAAAUUAGAAAUAAGUGCUCCCCACAAUAAUGGUAGCUCAAGCCUUUUAGGAAGUCCAUAUUGGAUGGCUCCUGAAAUAAUACUUGGAUAUCCUUGUACCUCAGCAUCUGAUAUAUGGUCAUUUGGUAUUACACUGUUAGAACUUGCAUUGGGUAGAAUUCCAUGGCCAACGACAUUUAUAUCUAUAUCAUCCUUACUGCAAAGUUUAGUUAAUUCAGCUCCACCACAAAGGGUGAUAAAAAAAGAGAUUAAAGCAUUGUUUUCUUCCGAAUUUUGGGACUUUAUUGAUAAUUGUCUACAAACACAGCCAAAUAGUAGAAAAGCUGCGAGUGUGCUAAUUAAACACCCAUUCAUUGGAAAGAGAAAAAGAUCUGAAACAGUAGAAGAUUAUAUAGCCCAUAUACAAGGAAAGAGGAGAUCUCAAUUGACUAAUAAUAAUAUCUUACAGAUUAUAUUGAAUAAAUUAAUGCAUAUACACCUGCGUUUAAUUAAAAAUCUAUUCUUAACACAGUCUUCAAAUUUUCGUAGUAAUUCAAGAAAUGACUCCAAUAUCACUUUUUACAAUCAAAAUAAGUAUAACAGUAAAAUAUUAGAAAAACAAUAUACUCAAGAGCCAUUUAUAAGUAAAUUGAGUACUGAUAUAAGAUCUUCUCCAUCUGAAGAUCUAAUUUCAAAUAAUUUACAUGUUGAAAAUUUUCAUCUACUAUCUCAAGAAAAAAGUCCUCUUAGCAAACGAAUUAGUGUAAAAUCCUUGUCUAGUAUUGUAAAUACUACCUGUAAAGCUAUAAGAAUAUCACCUCAAAAUUUGCCCUGGAUACUUUCAGAAGCUAGCUAUAGCUUCAAUGAGACAUCUACUAUUGAAUUCGAGCCUAUAAUAAACAGAAAUGUAGAAGAUACUAAAAUAAUCAAUUCAAAAAGUAAUAUGGAAGUAUCGGAAAUCAAAUAUACCCAGGAACUUGAAAAAAAAAGUAAAAGAUGCCGAUUUUUAAUACUUGGAAUUUGUCCCUGCAAUAAAUUGUGA